Molecule: messenger RNA, 471 nt
Organism: Sphaerulina musiva SO2202
Lineage: Eukaryota; Fungi; Ascomycota; Dothideomycetes; Mycosphaerellales; Mycosphaerellaceae
Exons: 2
Coding region: 1-471 (156 amino acids)
Source: RefSeq, a predicted model, not a curated record
AUGGCACGAUCCUGUCUUCCCCUCUGGCCUCUCAUCCUCUUCGGCAUCCUCGAACCCUUAGCCCUAAUAUGGGCCUCCAUCAUCGCAACAACAAAUCCCCUCACCUUCUUCGCCGCCCAAGCUCCCUAUCCCACCAUCGUGAAAAACGAAGCAGAAAACGACAACAGCAACUUCUUCCCCCCACAAGCCCACGCUCUCACCUUACAAAUCGGCAACGUAUUCCUCCUUCUCGCCGCCCUCGCAAUCAUCUGCUCCUGGACAACCCACAAAGAAAUCGCCAAGCGAUAUCUCGUCGUGGUGGCAUGUGCUGAUGUGGGACAUAUUUACGCUGUGUACGCUGCUGUGGGACCCCAGUAUUUUGGGAAUGUUGCUGAGUGGAAUGAUAUGAUGUGGGGGAAUGUUGGGUGUAGCUUGUUUUUGCAUGUGAAUCGCUGGGCGACUGUUGCGGGGUGGUUUGGGAGAGUUGGGUGA